CACGUUUUUUGAGUGUAAUACCUCUAUUUUCUUAAAGAAAAUGUCAUUUACCAAUACAAGAUUUGCCAAAAUCAGCCCUAUCUUAGCAAGUACUAACCCCACCCACCCGCCCUCUUCUCAUUCUAACGACAAAUUUUAUUCCUGUACAGUAUAAGUUCCACCUUUCAUUCAGCGCAUUCAGGGUUAAUUAUUUCUUCUUCUAUAGAGUGGAAGUGGGAAAUAGUAGAACCUAGGCCUAGAUUUAUUUCUUAUUUCAGAAGAAAAACAAUGAGACUGGGUGUGGGGGUGCUUUAACUUUUUCCAAGAGAGUCUUUUGCAGGCAAGCAACGUAGGUUCAGUGCGAGUUGUACAAUUUUUAUAAUCUACUAAGCUUUCAUUAUUCAAACUUUAAAUUUUAUGAUCAAAUUCCGCAUUGUCUUACAAUUUUCAAGACGAAAGAAAAUAAUUUAUCGUUCUGUUCAAAGGCAUUUUAUUUAUACUGAUUUUAAACCUGUAGUAAAUUAACCAUAAACGACGCCAUUCACUAUAAAGUUGUUUUUGUUUGCAAAUAUAGAAAACAAUAAAAUUUUACCACUAUUUUGCACGUAGUUGACGCAGUUCAGCAAUCAAAAUAUCACUUUGUUUGAUGGGGAAUACCUUCACAUUAAACGUUCUGUUUUCCAAAAACUCAUAAAAAAAAAUAGUCACGUUCUGAGCGAAAUAAAGAUAAGCGUUAUUUUUUUAACCUAUUUAUACUAUAUGUGUCUAUAUAAAGACACACAAAUUAUAAGUAUUUGUAAAAGUGAAACAAUGAAGGGCACAACAUUCUCCUUUAUACUCUUUGCUGCAACAUGUGGUAACUUAGUUUAUUCAGACCAUGUAGUGCGAACUCGAAUGAUUGGUGGAGAACCUAUAGGCAGCCCUUUACCUUACAUAGCAGGCAUCAAACACCUCGUCAAAAACAUAUCCGUGAAAUUCUGUCUUGGAAGUGUUAUAGGUUCUAGAUGGAUUCUCUCUUCUGCACUCUGUCUUUUAACAACAGACCCCAAAAACGUUGUCGUGGACCUCGGAGUACGCAUUCAGUCUCCAAAUCCUUCUCCUAACCGCUAUCACACCUCCAAAAUAAUCAUCCACCCGAAUUUCAACAGCACCACUGGCAAGAACGACAUCGCCUUACUCCAAGUCUCCCAGUCCAUCAAGUUCACGGACUCUCUCUCUCCAGUUAAAUUAGGUCACUUCCGGAAGGAAAAAGUCACCGAAUUAACAGCCAUCGGCUGGAACGACGACGUCGACCAUGGACUAGGUCACGGCAAACCUGAAGGGUAUCAGUUAGCUCGCUUGAAGCUAACCAUCAUUUCCAUCGACGAGUGCCAGAAUAAAUUUCCAGAAUUGAAUGAUUUGGUAAGUCUGGAUGAAACCCAGAUUUGUGGCUAUGAUGGAGAGGGGAAGGAUAUGUGUGGGGUGGAUUAUGGAGGUCCGGCGAUUGACGAACAAAACAAGGAACAAGUUGGGGUGUUUAAUGACGUCAUAUUUUAUGCAAAUGGGCAUGGGCAUGAUUGUCAUCCGCAUCACAAUCAUCCGCUUGUGUUUACCAAGGUGGAGAUUUAUUUAUCGUGGAUUCGUGAAACUACUAAUCUCCAAUUGUAACUGAAAAAAUACCUUAUUUCAUACAAUUUGUCUUUGUUGAAGG
Zophobas morio is the source of this 1669-nucleotide messenger RNA. Its product is annotated as trypsin II-P29-like. Gene Ontology annotation, biological process: proteolysis. Gene Ontology annotation, molecular function: serine-type endopeptidase activity. Bases 739 to 1626 code for a protein of 295 amino acids. The record is from RefSeq and is a predicted model, not a curated record. The transcript has 3 exons. Lineage: Eukaryota; Metazoa; Arthropoda; Insecta; Coleoptera; Tenebrionidae.